Molecule: messenger RNA, 1653 nt
Organism: Alternaria triticimaculans
Lineage: Eukaryota; Fungi; Ascomycota; Dothideomycetes; Pleosporales; Pleosporaceae
Exons: 1
Coding region: 1-1653 (550 amino acids)
Source: RefSeq, a predicted model, not a curated record
AUGGUCUCUUUGGCCUGGCUCAUUGCAGCCGGAGUGGUUCUCCUCGCUGCUCUUAUCGGCCUGGUCCACUACGAAGAGAAACUCAACGAAGCGAUCUGUCGAGCGAAGAUUCAGGAGGAAGUACUCAAGGCUACUCAAGCCGAGCUGUCUGAAGUCAAAGACGACCUCCACGCCUCCCAAACCAAGCCUACUAGUACUGACCUCUGCCUCGUCGAUACCAAAUCCAUUCUCGCCAACACCGAAAUUGCGCUCAAACAGAGCGAAAAGGAAGUCGUCGCCCACCUCGAAUUCCGUGAUGGACUCGGUAGGGAGCUGUCCCAAGCGCGCCGCGAACGCGACCGUGCAGAAGGCGCAAUGGUGUACCUCACCCACGCGCUCGAAGAGUCUAAAUGCAAGAAUGCCUCCAACGAAGAUGAGUGCUAUGAACUACAGAGCCAGAUUCAGUUCAAAGCCAAAGAGCUCCAGUCCAUGACACUUUCUCUGCACAACACCAUGAAGGAGUUGGAGCGUGCAAACAAGUUUGGCCAGGAGGCGCAAGAUAAGAUUGACGAACAACAUGCGACGAUCAUGUUCAACGAAGAAAGCGCCAAACGUGUUACCACACAUCUCCAGGCCAUGACACAUUCUCUGCACAACACCAAGAAGGAGUGGGAGCGUGCAAACAAGUUUAGCCAGGAGGCGCAAGAUAAGAUUCACGAACAACACGCGACAAUCAUGUCAAACGAAGAAAGCGCCAAACGUGUAUCUACACAGAUCGAGAAGCUGACCAGGGACUGCAAUGCCUUGAAAUCCCAAAUUCGAAGCUUGCAUCUAGGAUGGACAUCGAGGUGUGACGAAUCCUGGCGCGUGAAGAAAGCUCUCGAAGAAGAGAACAAGCAGCUACGCAUCGCGAACGAAUCUUGGGCCAAGAACAACGCUGGCACUAUUCGUGCCAUGCAAUCUCGCGUCGACGAAUUAGAGGGCGAGCUUGCAGAAUGCAAGCAGGAGAAUGGGUGCCUUGCCAUAGAUCUCGAGAUCAUGGUUGAUCGCGCCGCAGCCUACAUGGAGAAGAUCGAGACCUUAGACCGAGAGGCUGAAGAGCGGGAAUGGAACUUCAUCCCGGGCGAGAUGAUUGAGGCGGCUAGUGAAACGAGUGAGAGCAUCACAGACGAAGAGGAGGAGGACUACGAGGGGUACGAACCAGAAGGAUACCGCCUGUGGACUCUCGACGGAGACAGCGAAGACGACGCCACAGUAUACGAACUCGACGAAGAUAGCGAGGAAGAAAUGCCAGAGUGGUUCAUCCACGCGCCCACGGACCCUAGUGGCAUGCCUUACAAGCAGAUGUGGGAGAUGACCAACGCUGAGACCGAGGAACUUAAAGAGUGGGAUGAGGACAACUGGUCUGUGGCCAACGGUCAGGAGGAGAGCGAGGUCAUCGAGUACCUAGAGAUCUUGGAAGAACAGCACACUGAUGACGACACUCUAUCUCAGAGCGACGAUGAGAGUCUGGACUCAUGGGACGCGGACGACGAACACUGGAGUGGGAGUGCUAUCAAGAAUAACACUCCAUGGACCUCGUAUAUGGAGAAUAUUCUGGAUGAAGAUGAUGAAGAUUGGGGUGUGGUAUACACAUGGGAUUGCGAGCCCAGUACCGUGGAGUGUGAGUGGUGA